GACCGGAAGUGACCGUCCUCUCGACUCUCCUCCCGCUUCCUUCCAGUCUUCCACCUUCUCUUGGAAGAAUGAGGCGGCUUGAGGGCUGUGGCCGAGCUGCGGUUGCUGGGUGACAAGUCGGACUUGAGACAGGCAUAAUGGCAGAAACUGCUUCUCCACUGAAGCACUUUGUGCUGGCUAAAAAGGCAAUUACUGCAAUCUUUGAACAGUUACUGGAGUUUGUUACUGAAGGAUCACAUUUUGUUGAAGCAACGUACAAGAAUCCAGAACUUGAUCAAGUAGCUGUUGAGGAUGACUUGAUAGAAAUACAGAGGUAUAAAAAUAAGCUUUCCGUUAUUGGCGAGGUGCUGUCUCGGAGACACAUGAAAGUGGCAUUUUUUGGCAGGACAAGCAGUGGGAAGAGCUCUGUUAUCAAUGCCAUGUUGUGGGAUAAAGUCCUCCCUAGUGGGAUUGGCCAUACAACCAAUUGCUUCCUGAGCGUUGAAGGAACGGAUGGAGAUAAAGCCUAUCUCAUGACAGAAGGGUCAGAUGAAAAAAAGAGUGUGAAGACAGUUAAUCAGCUGGCCCAUGCCCUUCACAUGGACAAAGACUUGAAAGCUGGCUGUCUUGUACAUGUGUUUUGGCCAAAGGCAAAAUGUGCCCUCUUGAGAGAUGACCUGGUUUUAGUGGACAGUCCAGGUACAGAUGUCACUACAGAGCUGGAUAGCUGGAUUGAUAAAUUUUGUUUAGAUGCUGAUGUCUUCGUUUUGGUCGCAAACUCUGAAUCAACACUGAUGAACACGGAAAAACAGUUUUUUCACAAGGUAAAUGAGCGACUUUCCAAGCCUAAUAUUUUCAUUCUGAAUAAUCGUUGGGAUGCCUCUGCAUCAGAGCCAGAAUAUAUGGAAGAUGUACGCAGACAACACAUGGAGAGAUGCCUACAUUUCUUAGUGGAGGAGCUCAAAGUUGUGGAUCCUUUAGAAGCACGGAAUCGUAUCUUUUUUGUUUCUGCAAAGGAAGUUCUUAAUGCUAGAAAGCACAAAGCACAGGGGAUGCCAGAAGGUGGUGGGGCACUUGCAGAAGGAUUUCAGGCAAGAUUACAGGAAUUUCAGAAUUUUGAACAAAUCUUUGAGGAGUGUAUCUCGCAGUCAGCAGUGAAAACAAAGUUUGAACAGCACACUAUCAGAGCUAAACAAAUACUAGAAACUGUGAAAAACAUAAUGGAUUCAAUAAACGUGGCAGCAGCAGAGAAAAGGGUUUAUUCAAUAGAAGAGAGGGAAGACCAAAUUGAUAGACUGGACUUUAUCCGAAACCAGAUGAACCUUUUAACUCUGGAUGUUAAGAAAAAAAUCAAGGAAGUUACAGAGGAGGUGGCAAAUAAGGUUUCAUGUGCAAUGACAGAUGAAAUUUGUCGACUCUCUGUUUUGGUUGAUGAAUUUUGUUCUGAGUUUCAUCCUACUCCCAGUGUAUUGAAAGUGUAUAAAAAUGAGUUAAAUAAGCACAUAGAAGAUGGAAUGGGAAGAAAUUUGGCUGAUCGGUGUACCAAUGAAGUCAAUGCUUCAAUGUUUCAGUCCCAGCAAGAAAUUAUUGAAAAUUUGAAGCCAUUACUUCCAGCUGGUAUACAGAAUAAACUACAUACACUGAUUCCUUGCAAGAAAUUUGAUCUUAGCUAUGACCUAAAUUGCCACAAGUUAUGUUCAGAUUUCCAAGAGGAUAUUGUAUUUCGGUUUUCCCUGGGCUGGUCAUCCCUUGUCCAUCGUUUUUUGGGCCCUACAAAUGCUCAGCGGGUGCUUCUAGGGUUAUCAGAGCCCAUCUUUCAGCUCCCCAGAUCUUUAGCUUCUACUCCCACAGCUCCUAACAAUCCAGCAACACCAGAUAAUGCAUCACAGGAAGAAAUCAUGGUUACCUUAAUAACAGGAUUAGCUUCUCUUACCUCUAGAACUUCGAUGGGCAUCAUUGUUGUUGGAGGAGUGAUUUGGAAAACUGUAGGCUGGAAACUCAUAUCCAUUUCAUUAAGUAUGUAUGGAGCUUUGUAUCUUUAUGAGAGGCUGACUUGGACCACCCGUGCCAAGGAGAGAGCCUUUAAACAGCAGUUUGUGAACUAUGCAACUGAAAAACUGCAGAUGAUCGUUAGCUUCACAAGCGCCAACUGUAGCCAUCAAGUACAACAGGAAAUGGCAACCACUUUUGCUCGCCUGUGCCAACAAGUUGAUAUUACACAAAGACAUCUAGAAGAAGAAAUUGCUAGAUUAUCCAAAGAAAUAGAUCAACUGGAGAAAAUACAAAGCAAUUCAAAGCUCUUAAGAAAGAAAGCUGUUCAACUUGAAAACGAGCUGGAGAAUUUUACUAAGCAGUUUCUACAUUCAAGCAAUGAAGAAUCUUAAUGGAGAUUGCUUCGGUGAUCAUCAUAGGAGAAAAUGGAACUUAGAAGACUGGGACAGUUAUUUUUAUGAAGUGACUUUAAAUAUGAAUUAUACUAACUACACCUAAACAGCAAAUCCUUGAGUAGAUUCCGGUACUAAUCUAUCUCAAGGUGUUUGCAUUUCUGAAGAGUGUUAUGUCUCUUUGGUUUUAAUUUUAGGUAAAGAAAAAGCCUUUGAUGUGUGAAAGUGAUGAACUAGUUAAAAAGCAAAAGAACCAACUCUGUGACCCCUGAGGGGUGGGGCCUUGCUCUUAAUUAGGGCUCUCUUUGUUUUUGAUUCUGAAAAAACUCUGCUUCCUGGCAUCCAGGAGUUAGAGAAUGCUCCUUUCUUCUUCUUUCUCAGAACUAAUUUGUGAUGCAUACUUUAAUGGGAAUAGUCACAUUUUUUUGUUUUAUAAAAAAACUGCACUGCUUUAACCACAAAGGUGUGUGGAAUGUUCUUGAGUAUAUUGUUUAUGCAGGUUACAAUCACUUGCCCUCCUGGCAGGUAUAUAAACCACAAAUGAUGCUGUUUUUAGUCCCUCUUUUAUUCCCAUUAAAACUGAUCUAAAAUGGUUUUGUUAUUAUAAUUUGUUCAUCCAUUUCUAAAGAAAUGUUUAGCCUCAACUCUGAUUCCAGUUAAGGAAAGCUUUCCAUGUCAGUUUUAGAAGUGAUUUUUUUUUAAAGUUUAAUGGCCAAAGAUAAGGGAGGUCUGAGUUUUGAGUGGUUAUGGUCAUGUAUAAACACUGUUCUUCAGAAGGUAUUUGCAGAGGAUACUGCUGGAUUACCCCUGGGGUUGCUUUUAUGUUUAUUUCAUUGUAUGAAUUUGCCAAGGCAUGGUUUAAAAUGAUUACUGUAUUUUUUAUCUUAAUGAAAUGUGUAUGGGUUCAA
Phacochoerus africanus (Common warthog) is the source of this 3271-nucleotide messenger RNA. RefSeq names its product mitofusin 1 (gene MFN1). NCBI's taxonomy places the organism in Eukaryota, Metazoa, Chordata, Mammalia, Artiodactyla, Suidae. Gene Ontology annotation, cellular component: mitochondrial outer membrane. Gene Ontology annotation, molecular function: GTPase activity; GTP binding. Gene Ontology annotation, biological process: mitochondrial fusion; mitochondrion localization. The coding region runs from base 138 to 2363 and encodes 741 amino acids. The record is from RefSeq and is a predicted model, not a curated record. The transcript has 18 exons.